AUGGUAUCAGAUGGUCAGAUGAGAGAAAGUGGUAUGAUUAAUAUGCCAUGGGUGGAAAAGUAUCGUCCAGCUUCUCUCACUGAACUUGUUUCUCAUCAAGAAAUCACUGAUACGCUUAUGAAAUUGAUCAAUGAAAAUCGAUUGCCGCAUUUACUAUUUUAUGGCCCUCCUGGAACUGGAAAAACGAGUACCAUAUUAGCUGCUGCAAGGAUGCUCUAUACAUCAAAGCAAUUAUCGUCGAUGGUUUUAGAGCUAAAUGCAUCUGAUGAUCGAGGCAUAGGGAUUGUUCGAGAACAGAUCAUUAAUUUUGCUCAAACAAGCACUUUAAAUGUGGACAAGAAUCAAAGCAGUGUCCCGAAAUUGAUCAUCUUGGAUGAGGCUGAUGCUAUGACGAAAGAUGCACAGAGCGCCUUAAGACGUGUAAUUGAGAAAUUCACGGACAAUGUUCGAUUCUGUAUUAUAUGUAAUUAUUUGUCGAAAAUCAUCCCGGCAAUCCAAUCGCGGUGCACACGUCUACGUUUUGCUCCACUUUCAAAUGAGCAAAUAUUGCCACGGCUGCAUCAUAUCGUGCAAGUGGAAACACUCACUGUAACGGAAGAUGGUCAGAAAGCAUUACUAAAUUUGGCCGAAGGAGACAUGAGACGGGUUAUAAACAUUUUGCAGAGCACAGCAAUGGCUUUUAAAACGGUUGAUGAACCGAAUGUUUAUCGGUGUGUGGGUUAUCCUUUACCAACUGAUGUUGAAAAAAUUGUGAAAAUACUAUUAAAUGACUCAAUAGAAGAUGCUUACACAAAAAUAGAAGAAAUUCGAACUGAACGAGCAUUUGCACUCAGUGAUAUAUUAAACUCAAUGCAUGAAUUCAUUUUCCGUCUGGUAGUACCACCAGAAUUAUUGAGUCGAUUGUUGAUUUGUAUGGCAGAUAUCGAAUAUCAUCUGUCGCAGGGUUGUUCAGAUCGUUUACAGCUUGGGGCCUUAAUUGGUGCUUUUAUCAACACUCGUAAUGAACUGGCAAAACUUGCUCCUAGUAAGAUGCAGAACUCAGGCGUUGGUCCGAAUCAGCCGGUAUACUAUCAACAGACUCAAGGCGGUGCUAUGAUGAUGGGUUAUCCACCAUCCACAAUAGAUCAACGUCAGCAACAGCAGGUAAUGAAUAUGCAAAGUAUAUCGGCAGCUCAGAUCUAUAGUGGUACAGGUGCAAAUAUACAAAGUAUGCCGGGAAGACAGUAUUCCGCGGGUACCGUUCAGGAAUCUUCACCGGGUAUAAGGCCAUCAUCACAUUCUCAGUCUAAUUAUCAGUUAGGAGUACAAUCACAAACGCCAAAUGAGCAGCAGCAACAACAACAGCAACAGCAAUUUCAAAAUCGACAAUCAUAUCAACCUCAACAACAACCACAACAGUGUACUCAAAGAAUAUCGGAUCAAGUCGGUGAAAAAUCAAAAAAGGACGAAACAAAAGCAGCUCGACCAAUGAAUCCUCCGCCAUAUUCUCCCGAGAUCUUAAGUGAUUUAUCGAAGUAUUCGGUUGCUUCGUUGGCAUGCAUUGGUCGUGAACUGGUCCAGGAAUUAUUGUUGAGAACUUAUACACUUAUGACAAGCUUAACGAAAUCAGUAGAUCGUUGGCAUCAGCAGCAGGGUGUGAGCGAUCCAGAACAACUGCUUUCAUAUUGUGAGUAUAUUUUAUCGAAGAUCACGGAAAUAAGACUUCGAAUUGAUUAUGUGCCAAGGGUGGCUAAUAUCAGUGAAGAUGAAUUCAUUACAUUGAUGAGCGACCCAAGUCCUCCACAAAAACCCCCUGAACUGACAGCCAAAGAGGAAACAUUCGAAGUGCAACGACGAAAGUUGGUGAAAUUGAAUACAGCACUAAAAAAUCUGGAUUGGAUGUGUUUAGUUUCAGACCCACGUUUUUUAAAGAAAGCAGAUAAGAAUUGA
Molecule: messenger RNA, 1929 nt
Organism: Brugia malayi
Lineage: Eukaryota; Metazoa; Nematoda; Chromadorea; Rhabditida; Onchocercidae
Exons: 12
Coding region: 1-1929 (642 amino acids)
Biological process (GO): DNA repair; DNA-templated DNA replication
Cellular component (GO): nucleus; DNA replication factor C complex
Molecular function (GO): DNA clamp loader activity; ATP binding; DNA binding
Source: RefSeq, a predicted model, not a curated record